GCAUAGGGCGCUAAGCGCCGGAAGUACCUUGCAGGACCGAGAGAAGGCGGGACUCCAGCUGUGAUUGGUUGUUAUGCCUGUCAGUCCCCUUGGAGGCGUGCCUGGACGGCUCUAACAAUUGGAGAAAGUGGAUGCCAGUCUGGGGAUCCCGCGUGUGAUUGGGUAUUCAGUGAGAGGGCGGAGCCUCGGGGCUAAAUAAUAGGGCCUGAAGUCGCUUUCCGCCUGUCAGACGCCCGUCUCCCGUACAACUCGCUCGGUUUUCAGCCUCUUCCCGUCCUUCAUUCCCGCUAGUGAGGCCCAACCUCUAAGGGAGCUAGGCUACCUGUAGACCCUCAGGGUGAUUUCUGAGCCCCAGGUGUGGGCGGAGGGGGUGGCCAUGGAGCUGGGCAGCUGCUUCGAGACCUACGAAGACUUCAAGGAGUGCUUCAGCGCCUACAAGAAGGAGAACAGGUGCUCCUUCGUUCCCAGAGACUGCGUCUCCGUUCGCUUUCACAACCUCAGCCAUGGCACCUCCAUCCGCGAGGAUAUACUAUAUGUGCAGGUGACAUUUGUCUGUUUUCGGACCCAGUCGCACAGGAAGCGGGCACCAGCUGCCGACACCUGCCCAGCGUACUUGUCCCUGCGGUACGAUGAGAAAUUGGACAGACUGUUUAUCAGCGAACUAAACACCAAGCAUAUACACGGCGACUCUCAGGCCGCCGGCCCUGAACAAGACCCUGAGGACCGGUCUCCUAAGACAGCAUGUCAACAGAAAACGAGCAGCCCACCGGACAAAGCCCUCGGUGCCGAGAAGUCUCCGGUUGGCCCAUCACCUUGCUUAGAGACGGUCCAGGAGUCCCCCAAGCCUGGGCAGGAGGGCAUCACUUCUUCUGACCUGGCCAAGGUCGCCAAAGUGAUGAGGAACUUUCUCAGGGCCAACGAAGGCUCCAUGGCCUCGCUCAGCGUGGGCAACGGCCAAGACCUGGACCGGCUCAGCUUCCAGAGCAGCAAGAUGAGCGAGCUGUUCGCACGCUUCCCAGAGACGCUCCUGCUGCACCGGGUGGAGCACGCCCAGGGCCACGUCCUCUACGCCUUCCUGGUGGAGAACAAAGAGCGCGAGGGCCGCGUGGUCCACUUCGCCAUGCUCCAGGCCGAGACGGCCCCCUCCGUGGCCAAGAUGCUGGGCAUCUUCACCGAGUUCAACUCCGACUGGCCCAAGGUCAAGAUGAUCUUCGUGGACCCCGCCUUCCCACACCGGAGCGUCCUGCAGGAGAUCUUCCCGACAGCCCGCAUCCUCCUCUCCAUCUACCACACCACCCGGCUCCUGGAGAAGAAGCUGCACCGGAGCUCGGCCAACGCGGCCUUCAAACAGCUCAUGAAGGAAGCCCUGCGGCAGGCAGUGUUCGUCACGUCUGAGGCCAGCCUGCAGAGCCUCUCCCACAUGUCGCAGGCCCUCCUGGACGAGGAGCUCUUCGGCUUCCUACAGGCCCACUGGUUCUCCUGCCAGCUGCUGUGGUACGUGCACGUCAGGAAGGGCCUGCACGCCUGCAGCACCUACAUGGACAGCCUCGACAUCGUCACCAGCAAGGUGUCCUGCCUCUUCCGGGAGCAGCAGACCCUCCUGGACUGCAUCCUGCACUUUGUGGACUACAUGGACUUCUUCAACACCAAAGGACUGAAGAACUUGCCCACGGCCCCUCCCAAGCUCAAGAGGGCCCGGCCAGCGGGCGAAACACCACCGAGGUCCAAGACCCGCUGUGGCGGGUCCCUGAGGCGACCUUCCUGCCUCCCCGUGGCAGAGACAAAGCCCCGCCUGCCGCCGCCACCACCGCCACCACCACCGCUGUCAUCUCCUCAGGGUGGCAUGCUGGAGGCUCUGCGCCAGAGCAGCUCCGAGCUGGCCUACCAGCUAUGCCAGAGUGAAUGGGAGGUGGUGCAGAACUCCUCCCACCUGCUAGGCGAGGCCGGCUCCGCCGUGGACAUUCAGCUGCUCGAGGACUCCCACCAGGCCAGCAAAGACGGCUGCAGCUGCAGCUGUGCCUUUCAGCAGCGGUACCGCCUGCCCUGCCGGCACAUUCUGGCCCUGCUGCACACCAGCCAGCAGCCUGUCAGGGAGGCCAUGGUGUGCUGCCGCUGGCAGAAGAGGUACCAGCAUCUCCUAGGGCCCGGAGGAGAGUUCCGGGAGCCUGUCCUGGCCCCGAACACAGGCCAGCCGGAGCAGCAAGGGCGGAACAGCCUGAUCCGGGACCUCAGCCGGGAGCUGGCCAACUUGCUGAUGCAGAGCGAAGGGCCCGAGCUGGAGGAGCGCUGCUCCACCCUGCGAAAGGUCGUGGACAUCUGGGCGCAGCCCGGGGACUUCAAGGAUGUGGGGCACCUCCCUUUUCUCUGGGGAGAGCAGGAGGAAGGGGGGGGCCUCCUUCCGGCCGAGGCUGCCGCUCAUGAGUGAAGCACCUGCGCUGGGGUCCUGGCCUCCAAGCCCCUGUUAGGUUUGGAAGUCAAAGAGCUCCAAGUGGCAGGCUAUGCCAGGAGGAGUGUUACCCUCGGGAAGAGAUGGGUCUGACGGGAUGUGCCCUGCACUCAUCAUUCCUCAAGUCCCUCCUUCCUUGUUCAAGGCCAAAGUUCUCACCGUGCUGAGAAAGCAUGCCCCUUCCCACCCCGGCUCCUGAGGUCACGUCUCACCUACUCUUGGAAGAUGAAGCCCCAGGCCCAGGGUCGCGUGAGCCAAAGCAGGUCUGGCAAGAAGGGCCUGCUUUCAGGGACCAAGGGAGGGAGGGGGCCCUUGACUAUUGUUGCUGCUGCUCUUCGUGAAGAAUCUGCCCUUUAUACUUAUUUUUAUUCACGUUCAAUAAAGGUGUCCGUUUGU
Echinops telfairi (small Madagascar hedgehog) is the source of this 2842-nucleotide messenger RNA. RefSeq names its product zinc finger SWIM-type containing 3 (gene ZSWIM3). Lineage: Eukaryota; Metazoa; Chordata; Mammalia; Afrosoricida; Tenrecidae. The record is from RefSeq and is a predicted model, not a curated record. The transcript has 2 exons. Gene Ontology annotation, molecular function: zinc ion binding. The coding region runs from base 377 to 2425 and encodes 682 amino acids.